Telopea speciosissima is the source of this 1427-nucleotide messenger RNA. Its product is annotated as protein SHORT ROOT IN SALT MEDIUM 1-like. The record is from RefSeq and is a predicted model, not a curated record. The annotation marks the transcript as partial. The transcript is spliced from 4 exons. Lineage: Eukaryota; Viridiplantae; Streptophyta; Magnoliopsida; Proteales; Proteaceae.
ACCCAUACUGAUUAUCCAAAUACAACCCUGGUCAUGGAUUCCUUUGUGUUCAAGUUUAGAGUGCCCUUGUCCAAUGGAAAACUUCCUGCUCUGUUUAUUGAUGGAAGGCAAAGUUACAAUUUUGUUUCGCGAUCUGUGGUAGAGAUAUUAUCAAAGAAUGACCAGAUUCACUCUGAGGAUUUGUAUUCGUCGAAUUCUCUGUUUCUCAAUAUUGUGACUGUGCAUAUUGUGAAGUAUCUAUCAGAUUGCCUAACUUCCUUGGAAGUGUGGAGAGACCAUUGGGUGGUACACAAGAAGGCCAUAGCUGAAAGAGAGAGUCAGCUUUCUUUGAAAAAGAAAUCUACUGAGAAGAAAGUAGCAGUUAAAGGGGAUCGAAGUCGCACUAAUUCAGAUAAAACCACUGAUUCCAACAAAAAUGCCAAUGCUGAAAGUAGUUCAGAAAAGGAUGGAAAGGAGGAAAAGAAAGCACCACAUACUACACCCGCAGAACAAGCAGUAGAUGUAAACAAAAUGGAGAAAGUUGAUGGUGCUGAAGUCAAGGAAAAUGCCACUGGGGGGGAGGUUGCAGGUGACAGAAAAAUUGAGGGAAAAGAUGGAGAAGCUGGUGGGGAAGGCAAGCAUGUUGUGAAGGAAGUAGACGAACCUUCUGUUGCUCAGGCAACUGAGCAACUGAGGUUCAGAAUCCUGGAAAAAAGAAAAUUAUGAAAAAGAUUCUUAAACCGAAGGCUGCUGCUAAGAAAGUUGGCAUGGAGGUUACAGUCGGCGAACAAAAUGAGAAGUUGAACGAGAACGAUGUCGGAGACAAGCAAGUUAAACCUGAAAACAGUGUUCAACAGGAUGAGACUUCUGCUGAUCCCUCUGGUGUUAAAACACUUACUAAAAAGAAAAUUGAAAAAAAGUUCCUGUUGGUAAGACCUCUCAGAAGGGAAACAAAGCUGGAGCUUCUGAUGACAUGGAAGCUGAGGUGAAAGCUGAGAAAGAGUCGGACUGUGAAGAAGAUAUUGUGAAGGGUAAGGUAGAUCCCAAUGAUGCUUCUGCUGUACAGGAAACUGGUGUGAAAACAGUUGUGAAAAAGAAGAUCAUUAAGAGGGUGCCUAAACGAAAGGCUACCAACACUAGAGAAAAGGAUGGUAAUGUGGAAGGCAAGAAAGAUGGUGACAAGGAUGAGAAUAAGAUUAAUAAAGGAAGUGAAACAGAGAACGUGGCUGAAUUAACUGCAAAUACACCUAAGCAGGUGGAUGAGGCAAUCAAAUCAGAGAAGAAAAAGAAUCCCAAAACAGAAAAAGAGGGUAAAAAGGAAAAUGCAGAAUCAGAUAAUCAAAAAGGGUCUGGUGCUAAAGUGGAGGCUGAGAUUUCAAAUGAAAAAGUUCCUAGUAAGGAUGUUCAUGAUGGCAAGAGGGAAAGGACAAAAGUUGUAAAGGAGAAAA